Messenger RNA from Agrilus planipennis (emerald ash borer), 6246 nucleotides. It is a transcript of the gene kto, whose product is annotated as mediator of RNA polymerase II transcription subunit 12. Gene Ontology annotation, molecular function: transcription coactivator activity. The record is from RefSeq and is a predicted model, not a curated record. Lineage: Eukaryota; Metazoa; Arthropoda; Insecta; Coleoptera; Buprestidae. Bases 1 to 6246 code for a protein of 2081 amino acids. The transcript is spliced from 25 exons. Gene Ontology annotation, biological process: regulation of transcription by RNA polymerase II. Gene Ontology annotation, cellular component: mediator complex.
AUGAUGACCAGCUUGCUGUAUGAAAAGCGUCCAUUAAAAAAACCUCGAAUAGGACCUCCUGAUGUAUAUCCUCAAGAACCUAAACAAAAAGAAGAUGAAUUAACAAGUGUAAAUGUUAAACAUGGUUUUCCUACAAUGACUCAUUUAAAUGAUGAGUUUGGAACAGCCAAAAACUGUAACAUAACUGCUAGUAAGGUAGGAGCAUAUUUUAAUGCAAUAAUAGCUCGCAAAGAGGAGCUUAGUUCAUUGCCAGAUUCUGGUAGAAAAAGGCAACAGAUCAAUCCUAAAGACAACUUUUGGCCAGCAACAGUUAGAACAAAAAAUGCAAUUGAAGCAUGGUUUAAAGAUUUAUCUGGUAAUAAACCACUAAUGAAUCUAUCAAAAAAGGCCCCAAAUUUUAAUAAAAAAGAAGAGAUAUUCAUGAUGCUUUGUGAAUAUCAGGUUCCCAUGAUACGUUCUGCAUGGUUUAUAAAAUUAAGUUCUGCCUAUACAGUUGCUGUAUCUGAAGCCAAGAUAAAAAAAAGGCAAAUGCCUGAUCCAACAACAGAAUGGACUGGCACCCUACUAAAAUUUCUGAAAGAUCAGAUUCCAAAACUCCAAGAAUAUUAUGCUCAAACAGAAAAACCUCAAAGUACUCCUAUUUCAAACCCUACCAAUGAAACUGAACAAAAACUUGCAAUGAAACAUUGGACAUAUUGCAUUCGCCUUUUAAAGUAUAUGUAUGAAGAAGGGUUACUUGAUAGACAAGAAGUUCUUAAUUGGAUUUUAGAACUUCUAGACAAAUUGAGAUCUCAGCCUUCAGAGGAUGGCAUUUUAAAACUUUAUCUUCCAUUAACCAUGCAGUAUUUAGAAGAAUUUGUCCAAUCAGAACUCCUUUCUAGGAGAUUAUCAUACUUAUGUACUAAAAAACUUGGUUACAUGUUGAGUAAUGUUGCUGAAAGUAAUCUUAUUACUUCCCCUCAUUCACAAAGCGAGAUUAAGCCUGAUAUAAAGGAAAUUGAUAAAGAAAAGAAAGAUAUAUCACAAAUUAAUCCCAUUCAAAGUACCCUUAUUGAGUACCAGAAUUGUCCACAUCACCGUGAUAUAGUUUUACAAUUAAGUACCAUAAUUCAAACCAUUGUUUUGGAAUGCCCAACUUCUUUAGUAUGGUGUGGUGCAGGAAUAGGUUCUGUUUGGCAUGGAUCUCCUCUAGAUCUUUUACCUGUUUUACCUUCUACUUUACCAAUGCCUGCCAGAUUUGAUGCCAAUACUUACAGAAAACAAAUUAGGCAAAGUGAAAACAGUAUUAGGGAAAGAAGUAAGAAAGCAGAAAGCAGAUGGUGCAGUGAGAAGUGGCAGUCUUGUUCCAAAGGUACAACAACUGCAAGAGUUUUAGCAGCUCUUGAUGCUCUUGACAGGCAUAGAUUUGAUAGGAUGGAUGCCACCAACUCCUUGGAAACUCUUUAUACGAAGGUUUUUAGCGGGAGCAACGAACACGAAAAUGCGGUUGUUAAACUCCUAUGCGAGUGGGCAGUCUCUCCAGAGAGGACCGGUGAAUACCGAGCUCUUGCAGUUGCUGCAUUAUUAGAUCGUAGACAGUCGGAUACUUCAUCUGGAGCAGACCAAGAUGCUGGUACAAAUGACGACAAAGACUCGAACAGUUCAAUACCAGGAGGUCCUCCCAUGUUUCAGUCAUUAUUAAUGAAGUUCCUAGACACCGAUGCCCCUGUACCCUCACCCGAUGACACCCCUCAAAAAAAGACAGCCUUUUCAAACCUUGUUCAUCUUUUUUCUGAACUUAUUCGAAGAGAUGUCUUCUCUCAUGACGCCUACAUGUGUACCUUAAUAUCAAGGGGUGAUCUUUUAGGUCACGAAGAAACUACUGACCCAACCACUAUAAAAAUGGAGGAUCACUCCCAUGGAAUGGACUAUGAUGAUUCAAAAAUUGAUGACGACCUUGAUAAAAUUCUGCAAAACAUCAAGGAAGAUCAGCAAAACUCGAUGGACGUCCCAGACAGUCCUAAAGACCAGGAUCACCCACAUCACUCCCACAUUGCUGGCUCAGUAGGGCAUGUACCAAUGGAAACUGAUCACAAUGAUCACAAAAUAAAACCUUCAAGACAUCUUCUAUAUACGACACAUUUUCCACUUGCGCAAGACGACCCUUUUUCUCAACAUGAUUGCAAUCAGCGUCAUGUUCUUUUAUAUGGUGUUGGUAAAGUUCGAGACGAAGCUAGACAUACGGUGAAAAAGAUGUCGAAAGAAAUAUGCAAAUUGUUUACAAAAAAAUUCAGUAUCGAUGUGGCCGAAGGUGGUAAAGUGAAAAAGCACUCGAGAAACGAGUUCAAUUUCGAAGCAACCACUCAAAAGUGUCAAAGUUUAAGUUAUUUCGACCAACAUGUAGUAACAUGGCAAUGUAGUGUUAAUGUGAUUGAAAUGCUCAAUUCUUUCGCAACAGGCAGUUCAUAUUAUCUUCCUGUACAGGAGCAUGUUGCCUUUUUGUUUGAUCUAAUGGAAUUGGCGUUAAAUAUUUAUGGUUUGAUUGAUGUAUGCAUACAAAUCCUUAAAGAACUACCAGAAGUCGAAGCACAACUAAUGUCCAAAAAUUCAAAUUUAGCUAGGAAUUACACUACUUCGCUUAGCUUAUAUAUUGUGGGCGUUUUGAGGAGAUACCAUUGCUGUCUGUUGUUGUCACCUGAACAAACGUCGGCAGUGUUCGAAGGAUUGUGCAGCGUGGUGAAGCACGUUUCGAACCCCUGCGAUUGCAGUUCUGCCGAGCGUUGUAUUUUGGCCCACCUUUACGACCUAUAUUCCUCUUGUAGUCUCCUUAAAGCAAAACCCCAUACUGUAGAACCUUUUAGCAAUGCCUAUCCAAAAAUUAGACAAGCGCUCUACACUGCCCUUCAACCCACUCCUAAUAGUGGUUAUGUUUAUAAUCCGCAGUUCUUGCAAGAAGUGUUCUUAAAUCCUAGGAAGGGAGGCAAAAUAGACAGCUCAUGGGCAAGACAAAUAUGCGAAAAUGCCAACAACAGGUAUUCUUUUGUUAGUAAUGCUGUUAUAUACGUUUGCCGAGAAAUUGAUAAUGAACGUUUAAAUGAUCUGGCAAUAAUGUGUGCAGAAAUGACGGCAUGUUGUAAUUCACUUGCUCCUGAAUGGCUGGGUGCCCUAUUGGCUCUCUGUUGUCCCAUGUCCCAUCCUGGUUAUUAUACGGAUAUAUUAGCCAAAUUAGACAUACAGGAUGUCAGCAUACAUAACGCUCUCGCGGUUUUCACAUGCAUACUCAUAGCUCGUCAUUGUUUUUCAUUAGAAGAUUUUGUUGGACGAGUUGCACUUCCAAGUCUGCUGAAGGUGAAAUCAUUGGAUAACAAUGGUUCGGUUGCCGAGAGUGGCAUGCGUUUGACUUGUCAUCUUCUACUCCGUCUCUUCAGAACCGCAGAGGGUCCCCAACCGGGGUUAUAUUCUGUUGGUUCGCCUGCUCUAAACACCCCAAGACCGCCGUUAGGAGUAAGGCUAAGUUGUGAUCGCCAUCUUCUGGCGGCAGCUCAUAGGAAUAUACACGUGGGACCGGUGUUAGCUGUAUUAAAAGCAGUUCUUGUUGUGGGAGAUUGUACCGCAAAAGAAGGCACGGAAUUAAGUAUAUCACAUAUUUUAGGCACCAGCGAUCUGUUGAGUGGAGGGGAUGGGCCUUCUUUGGAUUUGGCGUUAGAUAUGGAAGUCUGCAGUUCCAGGACAGCCCAUAGACAAUCCAGUACUGGUAAUGGUGAAAGUACAGCGUCUCUUUCAGCAUUCGCAUGUCACGUUCUUCGUGAAAUAUGUUCGCAGCAGUGGGUUUUAGAACGUUGUUUGAGUCAUCCAGAAGAAUUAUGUCACCACGACAACCUUUUGGAUCCUCUUCUUUCACACUCCCAAGCUCAAAGACUGCUUCAUAUGAUCUGUUAUCCAGAUGCGAGCACUACUUUGGACGAAUUAGAUCAGAAGAGCAUGAUCAGCAGGAUACUUGAAAAUUUGGAACUGUGGACAUUAAGAAUGUCAUGGCUAGAUUUACAACUGAUGUUCAAACAAUUCAACAGCAAUUCGUCCGAAUUAAACCAGUGGUUAGAAACUGUUGCAAAAGCUGCAAUUGAUGUUUUUCAGUUGAAUACAGUUUCGAAUUAUCAAUACAACGAUGAUAAAAAGGCCGACAAAAGAAAUAAACAAGGAUCAAUUUGGCUGGUAGCUCCUUUGGUUUCUAAACUUCCGAGUGCCGUACAGGGCAGAGUUUUAAAAGUUGCUGCUCAGGUUUUAGAAAGUGGUGGUUGGUGUAAAGAUCAGAAAGGAAAAAAAACUGUAGCUGAAAAUCAAAGUCUCCUCAGUCAUCACCCGUUUUUGAGUCUCGUCUUGAAUUGCUUGAAAGGUCAAGAAGAAGGGCAAAGGGAAGGACUAUUAUCAUCACUUCAUUCACAACUUUCUCAGCUGGUUUCGUUAGCAAAAGAAGGUAAUUUAAUUGAGAUAUGUAAUAACGAACGUACGCUAGAUGGUCUUCAAUUAAGAUUUUCUCUUGUGGGAGGAGUUUUCGAAGCAAUACAAAGAAGUUCGGCAGCAUUAACUGACUGGGCGUUACUUUUCGUUCAACUUAUAACACACGGACUUAUCGAUCUCCACACUCACAGUGAACUUUUUACUACCGUAAUAGACAUGCUAGCAACUUUGAUACAUUCUGCCCUUGCCUCAGAUAGUCAAGAUGAAGGUAGAAAAAUGUAUCAAAACUUAAUGAAAAAACUCAAAAAAGAAGUGGGAGAACGACAUAGCGCUUCUCUACAGCACAUCCGACAACUUUUACCUUUACCUCGACUUACUACGGAAAUAAUUGCUGUUGAACCCGUGGGAUGUUUAACAGACAGUAAAGGAAACAAAAUCAGCUUUGAUAGCAUUGACAAAAAGCACGGAUUACAAGUUACAGAUAAACAACGAGUAAGCAGUUGGGAUUUACUGGAAGGCAUGAAAAACCCCGCUCCGUUGUCGUGGGCCUGGUUUGGAGCUGUUCGAUUGGAACGAAAAUCAUUAUCGUGCGAAGAAAACCAUCGACUCUUACGAUACCAUACCCACAACUUACAGAGGCCUGUUUCUCACUAUUUGGACCCGCCUCCCUUGCCACCAGAAGACUUAGAACCCAUUCCAGAUAAACCGGCUGACACUCCAACGUCGGUGGAUCAAAGUCCUCGUAGCGCUGCUAUGAGUAAAGGACGUGGUAAAGGACAAAGGAGACCACGGAAGCCGAAGUCAACCUCUAAUCAAAUGGCCGGAGCGCCUAUGACUAUGGGUCAAUCUGCUAUGGCACAGGGACAAACUUGCUUACCUAUGCAAGGUAUGCAAGGACCUAAUCCUCAAGUUCCACAUAUAGGAGCUUAUGGGCAAGGUGGUGGUGCACUUCAACAACAACCAGGGCAACAGUUUAAUACUGGUCCUGGUCAGCAACAAUGGUACAACCAGCAGCAACAAACUCAAAGUUUCUAUUCUCAGCAAAUUCCCAACGUAAAUCGUUUUGAGAGGCCUCAACAGAUUAAUCAAUCAAAACAGGCUUUAUCUAAUAUGUUGCGUUCUCGUCAUCCGAUAAAUCAGUUUAUAGGACCCGGCAGUCAGACUCCUGGACCAGGGCCGCAACCUUCCGGAUAUGGCCCCAUUCAAAGGCAGUUUCCAAGACAACCUAUACGACAGCAACAUCCUUCGGCUAUGCAACCUAAUCAGGGGAUGUUUCCACAACAAUAUGGUAACAUGCAAGGUGGCAUGACAGCCGCUCAACAGUACGGGAAUUAUGGUGGAGGUCCGGGACCUGCAAUGAUGCAAAACAAUAUGCAAGCAAGUCAACAGAUGAUGCAAGGAAGUCAGGCGGGAAUGUUUGCAGCAGGGGGACAGCAACAAAGCUUCACUCAGACAAGACCUGGCCAACCUGACUAUCGCACUAUAAACCAGACACAAAGACCUCAAUAUAUGCAACAAGCUCCCAAUGUUACCAUGAAUACCAAUGUAGGCAUGAACCAGAUGGGCGCAGGACAAGGGGGUCCUGCUCCUCCUUAUUCUCGAUCUGCAGGUCAAUCAUUACAAGGUGCCCAGCAAAAUCAAUUCCAACAACAACAGCGAAUGCGUCAGCAACAGAUGUUAGUCAUGCAACAGCAGCAACAAGGUGGCCCUCACGGUACACAGCCUUCACCUGCUAUCGUUGCUCAACUACAAAGGCAGAUGAAUUCAAAUCCUUACCAACACCAACCUCCCCCUUACAAUAUGGGGUAA